Molecule: messenger RNA, 1233 nt
Organism: Adineta ricciae
Lineage: Eukaryota; Metazoa; Rotifera; Eurotatoria; Adinetida; Adinetidae
Source: the annotation of a GenBank genome assembly
AUGGGUAACACAGCAUCACAUAGUACGACGACGAAUUCCAAAAAGUCAGACAAUAAAUCUCAACAUAAAGAUCAAAUCUAUGAACAAAUCAUUGGUUCAUUAUCUAAAAUAUGCACUGAUGAUCAAUUUCCUUUGAAUAUAUUCCGUCAAAAAGCGGAUAUAUCGACGCAUCAUCGCAUUAUCGAAAUCGUCUUAUCUCCACGACUCUCUGAUGAAUUUUCCAGUCUUAUAGUUCAACUCUACUGGAAUAAUCGUUCAACUAUCUCUCGCGACGAUGUGACAAAACUAAUUCGUGAUUGUUGUGUGUUCGAUUUAAAACAAGUCUUAUCAGAGCAUGGAAGCACAGUUGAAUCUAACAUGAUUGAAAACAAUUGUUUCAUGGCAUUGACAAAUAGCAUUGGCACAGUAGAAAACACACAGAUUGAGCAAGAAGAGUUUUAUCGUUGGAUACGAGUACAGUUUCCAACAUUGUUCUACUGUCUGGAAUUGUGGCUUCGAAAGAAUGCUACAUUAGCAGAAACGACAAAAGAGUCCGCAUCGAAUCGCACAUUGAUGAAAAUGGAUAAUAUUCUUAAUCCAACAUGGGUUUGGUUAUUAGCUCAUCAACUUCCUAUUGUAUAUCUUUCUGCUGACAAUACUUGUACGAACUUAUUCGAUCGAAUGUCUUCACUCUUACACGGUCGCAUGUGGGAUCAUCUGUAUAAUAGCCAUCGUGAUGGUGCUAGUUUAAAUCGAUUUCAACAUCAUAUUUUUGGUUAUAAAGCGGCAUUAGUUAUGCUUUUUGAAAUUUCCGACGGUUAUUUAUUCUGUUUAUGUUGUGACGAAGAGUUCAGAGAAUCGCCGAAGUAUUUUGGUGGAAUUCAAACGUGUUUAUUGCAAUUAAAACCUGUUUUUAAACUUAUUCUUGAAGGUUCACAUAUAAUUUUCAUGAAUACAAAAUUGCGUAGCAUUUCAACACUGGGCCUGUGUGUUGGCCGUGAUCAUGGUCAUACAUUCUUGAGCAUCGACGAGGACUUCUUUAAUGUCAAACAUAUAAAUGGUGAAGGACGCCUCGUCGCUAUUGAUGUAUGGGGUACUGGAGGAAAGAAGAGUUCCGAAGAACAAAAUGAUAUGCGUCAAUGGGAAGAGAGACAGGUGGAAAAGAGUCGAAAAGUGAAACGAUCUUAUGAAGAAGAAGAAGCUGUUCUCAACAUGGCCGGCAUUGAAACACGUCAUGCCCAGGACCAAUUUUAA